AUGUCAGAUAUAAUCAAGGACCCUGAAACAGGUCCAAUUAAUGUUGAUAAUGUUUCAAUCAAAAGGAGAAGAUCUAAUUUUCAAAAGAUUAAGCAUACUUUUACUGCUUUAAGUGUUAUCAUUUUAUUAGGAUAUACAAUUUAUACCCACCAUUCUUCAAUUUUCAAAUCACUAUCUAGUAAUAACAAUAAUGAUAUUCCACCAAACCCUUAUUCAAAUGUUAAAGCAUUAAGACCAUCGACAAAUUCUGAAAAGUCUCAUUUCAUCUAUACAGAUCCAGAUUUUAGAAAUGCAUCAUUGAAGAAAUAUCAAGGAUGGGAACCUUUUUUAAAAUUACAUGAAUUUUUAGAAAAGACAUAUCCAUUAAUUCAUAAACAUCUUAAAGUGGAAAAAAUUAAUAAAUUAGGAUUGAUUGUUACUUUCCAAGGUUCAAAACCUGAAUUAGAACCAAUUUUAUUCACAGCUCAUCAAGAUGUUGUCCCUGUUGAUCAUGAAACUUUAGAUAAAUGGAAUUAUCCACCAUAUUCUGCACAUUUUGAUGGGAAAUUUGUAUGGGGUAGAGGUUCUGCAGAUACAAAGAAUUUAUUUAGUGGUAUUUUUGAAACUUUUGAAGAAUUAUUAAAAGAUGGUAUUCAACCUAAAAGAACUUUAAUCUUUGCAGGUGGAUACGAUGAAGAAGCUAUUGGAAGAUAUGAUGGUGCAAAAUCAUUACAAAAAUUUCUUGAAAAUAGAUAUGGUCAUAAAUCAUUUUAUGCACUUUUAGAUGAAGGUGGAGGAGUUUCAAAAGUUGGUGAAAAUUCAUGGAUUGCUUCACCUGGUAUUGCAGAAAAGGGUUAUUUAGAUAUUUAUAUUCAAUUGUUCACACCUGGUGGUCAUUCUUCAAUUCCUCCAGAUCAUACAUCUAUUGGUAUAAUUGGUGAUUUAACAGGGUUAAUUGAAAAUGAUCCAUAUCCAUCUGUAUUGACUGCUGAUAAUCCAAUACUGGACUUUUUAAGAACUUCAGCUGAAAUUUCAGGAGAUUUAGAUGAUGAUACUAAAAAUGAUUACAUUCGUGCUAAAUAUGAUUCAAAAGCUCGUGAACGUGUUUUGACAAAAUUAAUUCAUAAUAAAUCCAAGAAAUAUUUGGUUCGUACAUCUCAAUCAAUUGAUAUUGUUCAAGCAGGUGUUAAAAUUAAUGCAAUUCCUGAAGUUCUAACAUUAGGUAUCAAUCAUAGAAUUUCCUUAGAGAGAACAGCACAAGAAGUUAUUGAUAAUGUUAUUAAGAACGUUAAGAUUAUUGCUGAAAAACAUGGUUUAGGAGUUACUCUAGAAGAAGGUGAAACUACAAUUUUAGAUAAAACAGAAGCAGGUAGUUUUGAUGUUAGAUGGGUUCAAGCUUUAGAUCCUUCACCAAUUUCUAAAACAAAUGAUAAGACAUGGGAUAUUUUAUCAAGUUCUAUUAAACAUUCAUUUGAUGAUGUUAUUUUCAAAGAUCAAAAUCAAACUGUUGAAAUUGCACCAUAUUUAGUUGGUGGUUAUACUGAUGCUUCAAGAUAUUGGCCAUUAACUGAUCAUGUUUAUAGAUUUGCCGGAGCGGCUAGUAAUAGUGGUCCUUCCAAUGCUCAUGCUAUCAAUGAACAUAGUGAAUUUGAUACUCAUUUACAGAUCAUUGCAUUCUUAUAUGAUUAUAUCUUGAAUGUUAAUGAAUAUGAUAGUUAG
Molecule: messenger RNA, 1698 nt
Organism: Hansenula ciferrii
Lineage: Eukaryota; Fungi; Ascomycota; Saccharomycetes; Phaffomycetales; Wickerhamomycetaceae
Product: M20 family metallopeptidase
Exons: 2
Coding region: 1-1698 (565 amino acids)
Cellular component (GO): fungal-type vacuole lumen
Molecular function (GO): metallocarboxypeptidase activity
Source: RefSeq, a predicted model, not a curated record